CAAGAAAAUAUCAGACGGGUUGAUUCGGUAGACUAUUAUACUAUCCGGCGGCGUCAAUUCUCCACCGGCGACGUACGAAUCUCUUUCUCGUCCAUAAUCGGUCUGUUGUGGAGUUUCAGCACUUUGGGAAAGUCACAGAUCUAAGUAUUACGGGUAAGCAAGAGAGAAAUUCUCUAUCCUUGAUAGGGUGUCUGCUUUAGGAGUUGGAAUAAGUGUAAGUUUGGUAGAUUUUUGAUGGCUCUGAAGUUUCUGAAUAAGAAGGGAUGGCACACGGGUAGUCUUCGGAACAUUGAAAAUGUAUGGAAAGCAGAGCAGAAGCAUGAUGCCGAACAGAAGAAGUUGGAGGAGCUCCGCAAGCAGAUCCAGGAGGAGCGUGAACGCAGUGAGUUUCGCCAACUCCAGGAACAAGCUGGCUUGGUUCCCAGGCAAGAGAGGCUGGAAUUUCUUUAUGAUUCCGGAUUAGCUGUUGGAAAGGGAAGUUCUAGUGGGUUUGAAUCUUUGUCCAAGCCGACUGAUCCUGUAACAACUGCUGUAACAACUGUUGACUCCAGUUCUUCUGCCAAGCCACAAGCAUCUGUGCCAGGAGCUCUAUUUGAGGACAAGCCACAAUCUUCCAACGAUGCUUGGAGGAAACUCCAUUCUGAUCCCUUGCUUAUGAUUCGUCAGCGAGAGCAAGAAGCCCUUGCACGUGUGAAGAACAACCCUGUCCAGAUGGCCAUGAUUCGCAAAUCUGUUGAAACAAUGAAAAAUAAGGAUAAGAUGCAUGAUGAGAAAGAGAAGGAUGAACACAGACAUAAACAUCGAGACAAGAAAUCAAAGCAUCACCACUCGAAGUCAAAGCAUUUGAAGAAUUCGUCACCUAGGCAUACAUCUGAUCCAGAUGAAUGCUCAAGUGAAGAUGAUUUCAGGAGAAAGAGAGAGUCUCGCAGGGACAAGAAGUUUAAUGAUCAGAAAUUGUCUCGUAAAACAUCUGAUCCAGAUGAAAACUCGAGUGAAGAUAAUUUCAGGAGAAAGAGAGAGUCUCGCAGGGACAAGAAGUUUAAUGAUCAGAAAUCGUCUCUCUUACGAGAUCCUGAAGGAGACAAUAAUAUUGACAGAGAAAAAACUAAGAUUAGGCAUGAUAAUCUUGAAGCUGCGAAAUAUGAGAGGCAGACAAGAACUGAUCCACCAAGGCACGAAUCCCAUCGUAACUCUCGUGGGGAGACUAGAUCUGAUCUGCCAAGGCAUGAGUUGCGUCAUAACUCUCGCAAGCCUGUUAGACUUUCUGAAGAGGAGAGAGCUGCUCGUCUACUGGAGAUGCAGAAAGAUGCUGAGGUGCAUGAGGAGCAAAGAUGGAAAAGACUUAAGAAGGCAGAGGAAAAAGACGCUAAGGAAGUUGUACAAGCUGGCUCGUCUGGUGGUAGGAAUUUUCUGGAUGCUGCUCAAAGAAGUGUUUAUGGUGCUGGGAAGGGAGGAAGCUCCACAAUUGAGGAAAGUGUUCGUCGCCGAACACAUUAUUCGCAGAGAGCAGAAGCUUCAGAAGGCAAUGCUUUUCGGCGAUAAAAUGGUUGGCAAAAUUAAUGUAGUUCCUGCAGAGUUUUUCCAUAACGAAUCACUUCAUGUAAUCCAAAUGUAUUUCAUUUUGAUCACGCUGUUUAUCUGUUAUCAUACUGAACGAUAAUUGUGGGAUCAAGGUCAGUUUAAAUAUGCUGGUUUUCUCUGUGCAAAAAAAUGUUUUUAAGGUGGCUGGCUAGUUACUUGAGCUGUGAGAUUGUGCUGUUAGCUUUUGAUCAGAUUAAUAUUUUA
Messenger RNA from Solanum dulcamara, 1785 nucleotides. RefSeq lists its product as uncharacterized. The record is from RefSeq and is a predicted model, not a curated record. The transcript has 3 exons. Gene Ontology annotation, cellular component: U2-type spliceosomal complex. NCBI's taxonomy places the organism in Eukaryota, Viridiplantae, Streptophyta, Magnoliopsida, Solanales, Solanaceae. Gene Ontology annotation, biological process: mRNA splicing, via spliceosome. Bases 235 to 1542 code for a protein of 435 amino acids.